Messenger RNA from Trichosurus vulpecula (common brushtail), 5765 nucleotides. RefSeq names its product zinc finger protein 420-like. The transcript has 5 exons. Gene Ontology annotation, molecular function: DNA-binding transcription repressor activity, RNA polymerase II-specific. Bases 642 to 3020 code for a protein of 792 amino acids. Gene Ontology annotation, biological process: negative regulation of transcription by RNA polymerase II. Lineage: Eukaryota; Metazoa; Chordata; Mammalia; Diprotodontia; Phalangeridae. The record is from RefSeq and is a predicted model, not a curated record.
GUCACUCGGGCAGCCUGGCCUGAUGGACUUGCUUUGUGUCUCCUCAGUCCUCCCUGUCCCUGACCAGGAGCUGGGGCUCCUCCGGCCUUCGGCUUUCCCUCAGACCCACGGUCUCCCGCGGUCUCUCCCUGCUCAUGCCCCUCCGGCGAGCUGAGCUGCCCCCAGGGAUCGGGGGUCUGCGCCGAGUGGAGCCGGCUGCCAGGCCCUGCCUCGGAGGUCUUUGUGAGCGCGGGGCCGGGCGAUUCCCUUGGCAGGUGCCUAGUCGGGCCCUUUCCUGGGCUAGCCGUCCCCCGCCGGCCCUUGGGCCUCUCUCGCUGCUCCCCGUCUUUGCGGGAAGGAGAGCUGGGCGCAGCCCCGUGUUCUGCACCCCCCUCCCCCCAGAUUCCCCCGCCUGCCACGUCCUGGUUGGGCUGCCCCCGUCCCUGUCCGGGUUUGGGGCUGAAACCGCAAGUGCUCCUCCUGUGGUCCUUGAACCCUCCAGCCCGGGCCUGGGUUGUUUGUGAGCUCCCUGUGUGCGGGGGAAGUGGGGCGGGAGGGCUGGUUGUGCCCAUGGUCUGGAAGGGGCAGGGUAGACUAAUGCUUGUCUUGGGUCAUCUUUCUUCUGCCUUCUGAGCCCUCUGUCCUUCUCCACGAGGGUGGGAAUGGCCCCAGUAUUCCUGACGGCGCCAGGCUGCAAAGAGGUCCAAAAGGAUUCAAUAACAUUCAAGGAUGUGGCUGUGGAUUUUACCCAGGAAGAGUGGGGAAACCUGGACCCCUCCCAGAAAGAGUUGUACAGGGAUGUGAUGCUGGAGAACUAUAGGAACCUUGUCUUCUUGGGACUUACAGUUUGGAAACCAGAUGUGAUCUCUCAGUUGAAAGAAGGAGAAGCACCUUGGAUGCAGGAGAGAGAACUACCAAAGAGCACCUAUCCAGGUUGGGAAAGUAAGCCUGGAACCAAGGACACAGUUCAGGAAAGAUUCAGAAAGGAUGAUUUCCAUGACUCUAAAUUGGAAGAACCCUGGCGAUAUUAUGCUAGAUUGUCAGAACUGCACCAUAACAAUGCAGAGAAAUAUUCUAGCUCAUACCUUACUCAACGGCUGACCCUGCAUACUGGAGAGAAGUCUAACAAAUGUGAAAAUGUUUCUUGCUGCUGCUCACACUUUAUCCAACAUCAGAGCCUAUACACUAAAGAGAAACCUUAUGAAUGUCAUAUAUUUGGAACAGCAUUCCCCUCUAGCAAAUCCAUUAAUCACCAUCAGAGAAAUAAUAAUAGAGAAAAGCCUUAUGAACAUAAAGGUUGUGAGAAAGCCAUGAACAGGAGUUCACAGUUAACUGGUCAUCAGGAAAUUCUUAUUGUAAAGGAGCCUUACAAAUGUAACAUUUGUGGAAAGGCCUUCUGCCAGAGUUUACAGUUAACUGUACAUCAGAGAAUUCAUACUGGAGAGGAGCCUUACAAGUGUAAACUUUGUGGGAAGGUCUUCAGCAGGAGUUCGCAGUUAAGUGGGCAUCAUAGAAUUCAUUCUGGAGAGGAGCCUUCCAAUAAAUGUAAUAUUUGUGGAAAGACUUUCCGAAAGAGUUCACAGUUAAUUCUACAUCAGAGAAUUCAUACUGGUGAGAAGCCUUUCAAAUGUAAUUAUUGUGAGAAGGCCUUCCGCCGAAGUUCAAGGUUAACUCAACAUCAGAGAAUCCAUACUGGAGAGAAGCCUUAUGAAUGUAAAGAUUGUGGGAAGGCCUUCCACCAGAGUUCGGGGUUAACUCAACAUCAGAGAAUUCAUACUGGAGAGAAACCUUACAAAUGUAAUGACUGUGGGAAGGCUUUCCGUCGGAGGUCAAAAUUAACUCAACAUCAGAGAAUUCAUACUGGAGUGAAGCCUUAUGAAUGUAAAGAUUGUGGGAAGACCUUCCACCAGAGUUCAGGAUUGACUCAACAUCAGACAAUUCAUACUGGAGAAAAACCUUUUAAAUGUAAUGACUGCGGGAAGGUCUUCCGCCGGAGUUCAAAAUUAAUUCAACAUCAGAGAAUUCAUACUGGAGUGAAGCCUUAUGAAUGUAAAUAUUGUGGAAAGGCCUUCCACCAGAGUUCGCAGUUAACUCUACAUCAUAGAAUUCAUACUGGAGAGAAGCCUUAUAAAUGUAAUGAUUGUGGGAAGGCCUUCCAUCAGAGUUCAGAGUUAACUGUACAUCAGAGAAUUCAUACUGGAGAGAAGCCUUACAAAUGUAGCAAUUGUGGGAAGGCCUUUUGCCGCAGUUCUAAAUUAACUGCACAUCAGAAAAUUCAUACUGGAGAGAAACCUUUUAAAUGUAAUGAUUGUGAGAAGGCCUUCCAUCAGAGUUCAGAGUUAACUGUACAUGUGAGAAUUCAUAAUGGAGAGAAGCCUUACAAAUGCAACCAUUGUGGGAAAGCCUUCCACCGGAAUUCAGAGUUAACUCGACAUCAGAGAAUUCAUACUGGAGAGAAGUCUUACAAAUGUGAUGACUGUGGAAAAGCCUACUACUGGAGCUCAGGGUUAAUUCGACAUCGGAGAAUUCAUACUGGUGAGAAGCCUUAUGAAUGUAAAGAUUGUGGGAAGGCCUUUCUUGGAAGUUCACAUUUAAUUCGACAUCAGAGAAUUCAUACUGGAGAAAAGCCUUAUGAAUGCAAAGAUUGUGGGAAGGCCUUCAGUAUCAAAGUACACCUUACACUGCAUCAGCGAUUUCACUCUGGGGAGAAACCUUAUCAAUGUCAUGAAUGUGGGAAGGGCUUCCACUGGAACUCACAGUUAACUGUACAUCAGAGAAUUCACACUGGAGAGAAACCUUACAAAUGUAAUAGAUGUGGAAAGGCCUUCACCCAGAGUUCAGAAUUAACUCGACAUCAGAGAAUUCAUACUGGAGAAAAGCCUUACAAAUGCAGUGAUUGUGGGAAGGCAUACAAUCAGAAUUCAGAAUUGACUCGACAUCAGAGAAGUCAUACUAGAGAGAAGCCUUACAAAUGUAGUGAUUGUGGGAAGGCCUUUACCCGGAAUUCAGAAUUAACUAGGCAUCAGAGAAUCCAUCUUUGAGAGCAGCCUUAUGAAGUUAAGUGUUAUGGAUAGGUGAUCGUAUCAAAAUAUGCUUUACCAGACAUCAGAGACUUCACACUGGGGAGAAGCCUUAUACAUCAGAAAAUUCAUAGUGAAGAGGAACUUUGCAAAUGUAUUCAUUGAAAAAAGUUGUAGAGCUCACAGUUCCUUGAACAUCAAAGAAUUCAUACUGGAGAAAAACUCUAUAAGUGCAAUAAUUGUUGAAAGGCUUUUUGCUGGCUUCCAAUCUAAUCAACAUAUAAGAAUUUAUAUGGUAGUGAAACAUUCUAAGUGACAAUAAUAAUGAAGAAUUUGCCUGGGUAGCAAAAUCUUACUAAACAUCAGGAUUCAUAUGGGAGAAAAGCCUUACAAAUAUACAACUGUGGGAAGGUCUUUCACUGGAGUUCAUCCUUUGUUCAGUAUUAACAUACUUAUAAUGGAGAGAAGCCUCAUAAAUAUAAUGAAUAUGAAAAGAACUUCCACCAAAGCUCACAGUUUAUUUGUCAUCAGAGACUGCAUAAUGAAAAGCAAUGCUUUUAAAAUGAAAUGAUUGUGGAAAGACAUUCUCUAACAGUAUACACCUUAGCAAACAUCAGAAACUAUACCCUGGAGAGAGGCCCCAUGAAUGCAAUGAAAUGAUUGUGGAAAGGCCUUCCAUGAUUCAACAUUGAACUGUUCAUACUGGAGAAAACUUUCAUGAAGAUAGAACUUUGUGAAUGUAAAUUAAUAUGGGAAAACUUUAAAUCAGAGUACCUAAUUUAAUUUUGACUUAAUUGAGCACUUAAUUAGUCUUAACAAAAUCAGGGAUAACAAGAGGAAAAGAUUUAGGAGAAGAGGCCAUUCUACAUGCGAUUAGUUAAAAGGAGAAGUGUCAUGUGUGAGGAAAAGCAAGUGGGCCACUGUGAUAGGUUCAGUAUUUACCAAGGUUCUUCCACCUCUUUCCCAAGCAGUAGUUCUUUUUUUUCUGCUAAAAGGCAGGGUAACAUAAUAACACCUAUCUCACAGGGAUAUUGUGAGGAUAAAAUGCUAUAAUAAUAAUAGGGCACUUACCAGUUACCAGCAUGUAGUAGGCACUUAACAAAUGUUUAUUUUCUACCUAAAGGCAUAGAAAAAAAAAGCCUGAUCUAUAUAGCAUCUAGCCCUUCAGACUCCCAAGGCCACUAGAGUCACCCUAUCUUCUGGCCUGACAUAUCCAUAUGAAGAUUGAAGAUAAGGAUGCCUUAUUUUUACAACUACAUUCUUACUGAGCAUCCUUUCUGUGUUAUGGCUAAUUAAACAUUAUUUUGUUAACUGUUGAAUAACCUGAUAGUGUCUCAUUUGAUUCCAGUUUUAGAGCUAAACUACUAAGGAACUAGCUUGGAUCCAUCUCUGCUGAUAUGCUUAUUCUUUUAGUCUACUUUUUGACUUUUGUCUGAACUCUUCAAGUUCCUAACCCAAGUUUGAGUCAGUCAGCUUGUCCUUCUUUGGGAGUUUCAGUAGACUGUUUCUACACUUAGCCAGUAUUAGCUUAUUUGGAGUCCCUGGAAGUUGAGUGACUGAACUAUGGGAUCCCCUUUGGUCUGAGAACUUCUGCCCUGGCUUCCACUGCAGGCUUCCACAUUGGGCUAGAGCCUGGAACUGAGUCUCCACUCGCCUCCUAAGAUCAAAGCCACAUAGCUACAUUGUGCUUCUGGAACUUGUCUUUGCUCAAAACGCAACUAGGGUCCAUGUUUUAUGCAACUCCUCUCUGCCCUGGAUUUGUGACUUGGAACUGGGUAAUGGGAGACAAAGCUGCCAAAUGGCAUCUUUUACACCCUAUACUAGUUCAGCCAACCCCUGGGAUCCCUUUUUGCUCUGGUGUUUCCUACCCUGAUGCACAGUCUCAGCCCUCUUUCAGUCCCUGGACACUGGAAUGUUCUUUGUUCAACAGCCACUGGCUGUAUCUUGUCUCCAGUGUCCAUAGACAUCUUUGGUUCCCUAAGCUGCUGUGGGCUAAAAAGAUGAUUCACUGAUUUUUUUUCUUAGUUUUUCCAGUCAGAAUUCAGUUUGAUGUGUUUUCUAGAUCUUUUUGAAGGACAUUUAGUGAAAAAUUUGGCUGUAUUGUUUCCUCUUACUAUGCCAUCUUGACUCUACCACCUGUGCUCACUGAAUUUGUGAGUAAAAAAGUGGUGAUGAAGGCUAACAAUGAGUGGUAUCCUGAUGAGAUUCUAGAAUGAGGGUGUGAUUUGACAGAGACAAUUCGAAUAUCCACAUUUGAGUAUCAUGGGCUCAGCAAGGUCUCAGAAGCUGUACUUUGCCCAGACCGCUUAUAUUAGUUAGAUGCUCCAGAUGGAGGCUAUGCUUUGUCCCUUUUUAGUUAGCUUUGACAGAUAGGUGGCCCUAUAAAGAUGAAUUUCCAUUGCAUCUGGUUCCUGGAUGAGGGAUGGGGUGAUUCUGUAAGAAAGGGGUUGGAGUUCCUGAAGGAAAGGAUGUUGAUAGACUAAAUCUUUGUGCUAUGUGCCUCCCUAAGGCUUUAUAUACUCUCUUAUCAGCCUGAAUUAGGGCAAUUUGAAUCUGCCUUCUGGACAGAGCCCCAUCCAGAUGGUGUCAUUCUUUAGCUAUAGAUCUCCCUUACCAAAAAAUCAUACAGGAUAGUACAGUUCAGUGGGUUAAAUUUGAGUGGGACAUUGGGAAAGUGAUGAGGGCACUUAAUUCUAUCAUUACAAAUAUGUGCUCUGGGAAUGUGAGAUGAGGCACAGGGCCCAUUGUUCUAUUCAGGUAGAUAGA